Protobothrops mucrosquamatus (brown spotted pit viper) is the source of this 2084-nucleotide messenger RNA. RefSeq names its product plastin 3 (gene PLS3). Gene Ontology annotation, biological process: actin filament network formation; actin filament bundle assembly. The record is from RefSeq and is a predicted model, not a curated record. The transcript is spliced from 15 exons. Lineage: Eukaryota; Metazoa; Chordata; Lepidosauria; Squamata; Viperidae. Gene Ontology annotation, molecular function: calcium ion binding; actin filament binding. Bases 16 to 1902 code for a protein of 628 amino acids. Gene Ontology annotation, cellular component: cytoplasm; actin filament; actin filament bundle.
UGUUAAUGCACAAAAAUGGCCAACGUCACACAGAUAUCCAAAGAUGAGCUAGAGGAACUCAGGGAGGCUUUUUCCAAAGUUGAUCUCAACAGCAACGGAUUCAUCUGUGACUAUGAGCUGCACGAACUUUUCAAAGAAGCCAACCUUCCCCUCCCGGGAUACAAAGUCCGAGAGAUCAUUCAGAAACUCAUGAUCGACGGAGACAAGAACAAAGACGGAAAGAUCAGCUUUGAAGAAUUUGUUUACCUCUUCCAAGAAGUGAAAAGCAGCGACGUUGCCAAGACCUUCCGCAAGGCCAUCAAUCGGAAGGAAGGCAUCUGCGCCAUCGGGGGCACCUCGGAGCUGUCCAGCGAAGGCACCCAACACUCGUACUCAGAGGAAGAGAAAUACGCCUUUGUGAACUGGAUCAACAAAGCUUUGGAAAACGACCUGGACUGCAAGCAUGUCAUCCCCAUGAAUCCAAACACGGACGAUCUCUUCAAAGCCGUUGGGGACGGGAUCGUCUUGUGUAAAAUGAUCAACCUCUCUGUUCCUGACACCAUUGAUGAACGAGCCAUCAACAAGAAGAAGCUUACCCCAUUCAUAAUUCAGGAAAACCUGAACUUGGCUUUGAAUUCUGCUUCCGCCAUCGGGUGCCACGUGGUCAACAUUGGGGCAGAGGAUUUAAGGGAAGGGAAGCCCCAUCUGGUUCUCGGCCUGCUCUGGCAGAUUAUCAAGAUUGGCUUGUUUGCAGAUAUUGAACUCAGCAAAAAUGAAGCUCUGGCUGCCUUGUUGUGUGAUGGAGAGACUCUGGAGGACCUGAUGAAGUUGUCCCCAGAAGAGCUUCUCCUGCGAUGGGCCAACUACCACCUGGAGAGCGCCGGGUGGCACAAGAUCAACAACUUCAGCUCCGAGAUAAAGGACUCCAGAGCCUACUUCCAUCUCCUCAACCAGAUUUCCCCCAAAGGACAGAAGGAAGGAGAGCCACAGAUCAACAUCAACAUGUCAGGCUUCAGUGAGAAAGAUGACCUCAAGAGGGCCGAGUGCAUGCUCCAGCAAGCGGAUAGGCUGGGCUGUCGGCAGUUUGUUACCCCAGCAGAUGUUGUGAGUGGCAACCCGAAGCUGAAUUUGGCCUUCGUGGCCAACUUGUUCAACAAGUACCCAGCCCUCACCAAGCCUGAAAACCAAGACAUUGACUGGACGCUGCUGGAAGGUGAAACCCGUGAAGAACGCACGUUCCGCAACUGGAUGAAUUCUCUUGGCGUAAACCCUCACGUCAAUCAUCUCUACGCUGACCUGCAAGACGCCCUGGUGAUUUUACAGCUCUACGAGAAGAUCAAAGUUCCUGUCGACUGGAACAAAGUCAACAGACCUCCAUACCCAAAACUUGGGGCAAACAUGAAGAAGCUGGAAAACUGCAACUAUGCGGUCGAUCUAGGAAAGAAUCGAGCCAAGUUUUCAUUGGUUGGCAUUGGCGGGCAGGAUCUCAACGAGGGGAACCCGACCCUCACCCUGGCUCUAGUCUGGCAGUUGAUGAGAAGAUACACUCUGAAUGUUUUGGAGAACCUCGGAGACGGUCAGAAAGCAAAUGAUGACAUCAUUGUAAAUUGGGUGAACACGACCUUGAAAGAAGCUGGGAAAUCAAGUUCUAUCCAGAGCUUUAAGGACAAAAGUAUCAGCAGCAGCCUGGCCCUGGUGGAUUUAAUUGAUGCUAUUCAGCCCGGCUGCAUAAAUUAUGACCUGGUGAAGACAGGCGACCUCUCCGAGGAAGACAAGCACAGCAAUGCCAAGUACGCCGUCUCCAUGGCCAGGAGGAUUGGUGCCCGCGUCUAUGCCCUGCCAGAGGACGUGGUGGAGGUGAAGCCCAAGAUGGUGAUGACCGUGUUUGCCUGCCUGAUGGGCCGAGGGCUGAAGCGCGUUUAAAGAGCAAAGACCCCCAGCCUGCCCUCCUCCCCACCCCCAGCGCAGAUGCCCGACUGAAGUGCUCUGCUCCGCUUCCAGAAAGGUGGACUCUCUUUGGCCGAAGGACUCUCCAUUGGGCUUGGCAACCCAGACCCGGAGAGGCCUCGGAGAGGGGACGGGAACCAGUCCAGCCACCUCCCUCC